Pyrus x bretschneideri (Chinese white pear) is the source of this 2289-nucleotide messenger RNA. RefSeq names its product probable protein phosphatase 2C 71. The coding region runs from base 91 to 1845 and encodes 584 amino acids. NCBI's taxonomy places the organism in Eukaryota, Viridiplantae, Streptophyta, Magnoliopsida, Rosales, Rosaceae. The record is from RefSeq and is a predicted model, not a curated record. The transcript is spliced from 12 exons.
CAAAAAAACCAAUAUAAAAGGAAAAAAAAAAAAACAAAUGCAUUGUAGAUUGCCUUAUACGAUGACGUAAUAAUAAUAAAAAUCAGGAAAAUGGGUAAUCCGUUCGUGAGAAGCGGAUUGAGCUUCUCCGUUCCAACCAGCAUUCUUCCGCCACUUAAACCCCUGCACGAAACACGCCUCACUAGGAUUCCGAUUGGAUUUCCGAAACACCGCCGGACGCUUCCGCCGCACUCAUCCUCCUCCUCAAACUUUGCCAUCAUUUCCACAACCGAGUCAUGGGAUGGCAGCCUUCUCUUCCGCUUUGGGGACGAGAGCGAGAAAUCUGUUACUACUGAAACAGAAACUGAUGCUCAAAGUCAUCUGGAGGAUGCCGUGCAAGAUUCAGAAUUGAGCCAAACAUUGUUGGGAAGAAGAGGGAGUGGUGGUGGCGGUGGUGCUGCCGCUGAGGAGAAUGCUGUUGAUGCGAUUUCAGUGACGAGCACCAACAAUGCGACCAAUGGUGGUAGUGGCGGUGGUGAAGAAACCACAACUACAACCACAAUUACAACCACAACCAUAACAGAUGAAACUCAAGUCAGCAAUGAAAUUGAUGCUUUUCCAGCAAUUAGCAGCGCCGAGGCCGAGGAGAAUGCUGUUGAUGUGGUUUCAGUGACGAGCACUGGCUUUGCAAGGGGUGGCGGUAAUGGUAGUGGUGAAGAAAUCACAACCACAACUACAACCACAACAGGAGAAACCCAAGUCAGCAAUGAAAUUCAUGCUUUUCCAGCAAUUGGUGGCGCCGAGGAGAAUGCUGCUGAGGAGAAUGCUGUUGAUGCGGUUUCAGUGACGAGCACCAACAAUGCAACUGGUGGUGGCAGUGGUGAAGAAACCACAACUACAAUCACAACCACGGCCACACCAACCACCACAGCAGAUGAAACUCAAGUCUCACCAGUGCUGAGAAUGGCCCCUUCCACAAAUCCAGAAGAUGAAUUCACAGAGGGUAAAGCUGAUACAACAGAUGUUUCAGGAAUAUCAACUUCUAGGAUAGUGGAAUUCAAUACAGUUGAAAGCGCGUCUGAUGGGGAGGACGUAUCUGCGGCCGUUCUUCAACUAUCUUCUAGUGCUGCAUUAUUACCCCAUCCCUCAAAGGCAUUGACAGGUGGGGAGGAUGCUUACUUUGUUGGUUGCCAAAAUUGGUUAGGUGUGGCCGAUGGAGUGGGUCAGUGGUCACUAGAAGGGGUUAAUCCUGGACUAUAUGCUCGUGAACUCAUGGAGAAUUGUGAAAGGUUCAUAUCCGAUUGCAAAGGUUUACCAUUGACUGAACCAGAAGAAGUCCUUAUUAAAGGUUCAUCAAAUACAAAAUCUCCUGGAUCAUCCACGGUUCUGGUUGCUUAUUUUGAUGGUCAGGCUCUUCAUGUGGCCAACAUUGGAAACUCGGGAUUUAUCGUUAUUAGAAAUGGUGCUGUCUUUGAAAAAUCAUCACCAAUGGUUCACGAAUUCAAUUUUCCAGUACGGGUUGAAAGAGGUGAUGAUCCCUCAGAACUUAUAGAGAAAUACCGAAUUGAUUUGGAUGAGGGAGAUGUGGUUGUCGCUGCAACAGAUGGCCUUUUCGAUAACUUGUAUGAGCAAGACAUCACCUCAAUUGUAUUGAAGUCACUGCAAACCCGAUUGGAACUACAGGACAUAGCAGAGUUGUUAGCCACUAGUGCACAAGAGCUGGGGCGAUCUAAAUCUACAAGGAGCCCAUUUGCUGAUGCAGCCAAGGCAUCUGGGUAUGCCAGAUAUAGUGGCGGCAAGCUUGACGACGUGGUCGUUAUCCUGUCAUAUGUAGCAAAGAAACCUGUCGGUACCUUACGUGUGUAGGGUGGUUUACUUAGGAGCUCUCAAUCAAGCGCAAUUAUGCCGGAAAGCUCCAUGCUUGCCAGGCAAAAAGAUGAAAAGGAAAAGGGAAGGAAGCUCAUGAUUUUAUGCCCAACUUUACAAACAACGGCUGCCUAUGAUGAUCAUCAUUUGGCCAAUGGCAACACCUUUUUUACUAUGAUAUUGCCUCCUAUUGCUGGCUUUCUUUCACAACUCAUCAUCUCCAUCUGCACCGAUUUUUCUUGAGUAAGUGCAUGCAUUCAGUGGUGACACAUAUUUGAUGUUCAGAACAACAUUAAGUGUCCGUCUCAUGGAGCUUAUAUGAAACAGGUUUAGCACCAUUGUAGUGUUCCAUUCUAAUAAAACUUUGAUAUGUGUACGUUUUUUAACACGUUAUUGUUUUAGUACAAUGAGAAAGUAUGUAACAAUAAACUCGUUUCAUAUAAA